AUGUAUGUACUUUUAAUCACUUUAUUUGUAACAAGUAUUCAAGCUCAAAAUCAAUGUGCAUGUUCAUGUUGUCUUGGUCAAAAUUGUCAACCUACAAUUGUUGGUACUGUUAAUGUACAAAAUUGUUCAACAGACAUAUGUAUAUCACAAUGUCGUUGUACAUAUCCACAAUGUGCAGCAAAUUAUCCAUAUGGUCAAUUACUUGUACAAUGUUCAUCACCUGUUUAUAAUUUAUUUAAUUGUGAAUGUAAAUGUUGUAAUACAGGUAUAUAUACAUGUAUACCAAUAUUUGUUGGUUUUACUACUUCAUAUUUAUGUGAAGUAAGUUCAUGUAGUAUAGCAUGUAGUCAUCAAUAUUCAUCACAAUGUGUAUCAAAUCAAAAUGGACAAACUCAAGGUUUUUGUAUAGGUCCAUUGACAACAACAACAACAACUACACCUAUGAGUCCUUGGUUAGGUAAUAUAUGUACAUGUUCACAUUGUCAAUCAGGUUAUAUUUGUUCAUCAAAUCUAUUAGUUGGUAUAACUUCAGCAUCACAAUGUUCAACACCGGCUUGUACACAAGCAUGUCAAAAUCGAUAUUUAUCAACUUGUACACCAACAUAUUUAAAUCAAAUUAGUGGUGUAUGUUUAAAUGAAAUGAAUGGAAGAACAAAAUGUAAAUGUAAUUGUUGUGGUGGAUAUGGUUGUAUAGAUUAUGAACUUAAUACAAAUGAAACUUGUACAUCAUGUUAUGCAAAAUGUCUACAAGUAUCACCUUGUACAAAUACACUUCCAGUAACAUAUACAUGUACUUUAAAUAAAUCUAUGAUAUUGAUGAAUUAUUCUCUUUCAAUUAUUAUUUUGACAUUAUUAAUUGUUGUGAUUUUUAAAAAUUAA
Messenger RNA from Rotaria sp. Silwood1, 879 nucleotides. NCBI's taxonomy places the organism in Eukaryota, Metazoa, Rotifera, Eurotatoria, Philodinida, Philodinidae. The record is from the annotation of a GenBank genome assembly.